GGAAGCAAUGUGACAGCCUGUAAACACCGGGAUGAGCUCGUGCCAUUCAGUAACGCCGGUGUGUAGGCUACUUUCCAGACGGAGUCGUAUUACCUGCCGACUGCUGUCAUGAAAGCGGAGGGGGAUGAUUGAGGAGUCGCACGGUGGUCUGUGAAGAGCUUUUAUUCAACAGUCCUGAUCUGGUGCCGGUGAUGGCCGAUCAUCUGCCUCCUGUCCUGCUGGAAGCCUGUGUGGUGGUUGGAGCAUCAAGUGAAAAACUCAGGGAGGUUUACCAGACCAUUAACAACAAUGGAACUUCAGAGCUGCCCCUGUUGGAGCCAGAGGUACUGCAUGUCCUGGCGCCUCCCUUCUUUAGCCGACCUCGAGCUGAGAGCGAAUCAUUGAGGCCGAAUGGAAAGAAGAGGCGCGCCUUUCUCAGAAAGAAGAAAGAAAAACCUCCUUCAUCUGCAGGAACUUCAAGCUUAGCCCCAGGAAGUGAAGAUAUCGGUGUUCCUAAUGACAACGACCUCAUGGCUUUACCUCAACUCUGCUUCCCAGGUGGGCUCAGAGUAACCAACAAACAGGAAGAUGAACAAUUCCACUUCUUGGUUUUCACUGAUGUCUUUGGCAACAAGUCUCACGGAGUUGUAAUGCAGUGUUACCGACCAAUACUGAAAGGUUCAUCUGUCCUAGAAAACAGAGCUGGGUCCUCUAAGUUUUCUAAGCUUUUCUCUGCCUACAGUAUCUGUGUGAUAUCCAAGUAUCCUUACUUUACAGCACUCAAAGACUGUCUGUCAUGUCUGUUGAUACAGCUGAGAACGUGUCCUUUAUCCGACAUGGAGGGGAGAGUAAGAGAGUUUGCAGCUAAACUGGCGCUGGUGCCUAUCCCCCCUCCUGGAACACUACAUCUGAUGUUUACCCUCCGUCCUCUGACCAUUGUGUUACCAUCCAGAGAAGACAAAGACCACGUAGCUAUAGAUUUAGACCUCCAUCUGCCUUUCCUCUGCUUCAGACCACAGCAACUACUGCAGGUGAUGUCUGGUCUCCUGCAGGAGCAGCAGGUGGUUUUAUUUUCUGCUGACUGGGCAAGACUCACUCUGAUGGGAGAGAGCUUGUUGCUUUUUCUGCAGCCGUUAUCAUGGCAGCAGCCUUAUGUUCCUGUGCUGGCCAGAAGCAUGCUGGACUUCCUCAUGGCUCCGACUGCCUUCCUAAUGGGCUGCCAUCUUAGCCAUUUUCAAGAAGUUGCUGAUGAAAUAGAUGAUCUGAUCCUAAUAAACAUUGAUAAGGGAAGUGUCACUACUUCUCAUUCUGAGACUCUGGGUCUGCCAGAGAUUCCCCAGGCUGCUGCGGAGUGCUUCAUACAGAGGUGUCAGUCCCUGCAGAUUCACUUCGACCUGCAUCAGUGCAGCAGUACGAGCUACAACAUCAGUGAGCAGCGAGCAAUGAGAAGAGCGUGGCAACACAACCUCAACCACGACAUCCAGAGGUUCACACUGGAACUGAUUGUCAACAUAUUCAGGGAUGUUGGCAGUCAUCUGAACUAUGAACAUCGAGUUUUUAACAGUGAAGAGUUCCUGAAAUCCAGAGAACCAUCUGAACAGCUGUUUUACAAGAAGGUGUUGGAGACGCACAUUUUUCAUUUCUUCCUCAAAGAUCGCCUCAACAGGAAAAUGGACGACUUUGCUCGAAUGGAACUCAUCACUCGUUCUGAGACUCAGAAGAUGAAGGCUCUGGUUGAAGUCCCACGCAGACCCACCAUGCAGGAGAUUCAGGCUCGAAGAAAAAGCUCCGUCACAGAGAAACAUCUUAGUAAAAGACUGGGGAUGAGCCUCCCUAACCUUAGAGACGAUCAAGCCGUCAGCUUCCAGAAGAACACACUGCCAAACAGGAUCGUCAUAUCUGAGACUGCCCCGAGAUCUCCUCCUAAGCCCAUACAGAUGUUUAAGCUUCCAGAUUUCCCAGCCUCCCUAUCCUUUCCCUCCAUCCAAAGUUACUACCAUGAACUGAUCCAGCAGCUGGGCAAGACCAUUUUCUCUGCCCAAAACGAGAAUCCUUCUCUCCUGGCCAGAUUCUACUACCUGCGUGGUUUCAUCAACACACUGUGUUCUCGGCGGCUUGAUGCCUUGAGUGACUUCCAGAACCUCUACAAGACAGACACCGCCAUCUUCCCCACACAGCUGGUCACUUGGCUCGUGGACUCACUGCACCGAGAUGAGAGACAUCAAGCCAAUCCUGAGCUCAAGAGACUUAUCCUCAAGGUGAAGACGGAGAACGAGAAGCAGUCAGUUCAGCCUGAUGACCAUGUCAAGAAGUUUGAGCUUCCCCGAAAGAGUCUGCACCAGGAGGAGUUUGUGCGUUGUGUCCAGGAGUGUGGCAUUAUAAAAGAUAUGGCAACAAUACACCGUCUGUUUGACGCUCUCAGUAAUGGCCAGCCAAAGCAUGUGGACCAUGAACUCUUCAAACUUUUCUACAGCUUCUGGAAGGACAUGGAAGCAGAGGCAAAAGAUCCUAACUUGCCCUCUGAGGUCAUAGAUCAUCUUGGCUAUAGCGAGUGUGUGUACAAGUUGUCGUCGUGUGUCAAGACCUCUCAUGGUGUUGGUAAAAUUGCCAUGACACAGAAGCGUCUGUUCUUGCUUACAGAGGGAAAACCCGGAUUUCUGGAAAUCACAAAUUUCAGAAACAUACAGGAGGUGAGGAUUUCCACGGCUCCUUUUCUACUCGUUCGUGUUCCUUCCCUUCGUAUCCAGACCUCUAGCAGGCCUGAGGUGUUUGAGGCCAACUUGAAGACAGAGGCUGAACUCUGGAACCUAGUUGUAAAAGAGAUGUGGGCCGGACGCAAGAUGGCCGACCAACACAAGGACCCUCAUUAUAUGACUCAAGCCCUGACCAAUGUCCUCUUAAUGGAUGCUGUUGUGGGCUGCCUGCAGACUCAAAGGCCAAUCAUUGCUGCCUCAAAGCUGGCCUACUUCGAUCAGAUCAAACAAAAAGUCCCCAUAAAGGUGUCCCAAACUACCUCAGACACUCUGAAACACAAGAUCAACCCGUCACUGGGCCUGGCUGAGCCUCAGACUGUACAUGUGCUGCUUUAUACACCAGGUCAGUUGACCAGCGAUGACUCCAAGGCUGUGAUGAACCCGAAGUUGUGGGUUGCUCUCAGUGGGGGCAAACUGGUUGUAUUUGAUGCAGCGAGCUGGUCCAUGCUGCAGGACUGCAUCGAGGUCGGACAGUUGCAGCUGAACUGCAUGCUGGGAAUGGAGGGGCAGGUGUGGAUCGGCUCUCAGGACUCUGUCAUCUAUAUCAUCGACACUCACAGCAUGUCAUGUAACAAACAGCUGACUGAACACAGACAUGAAGUGACUGGACUCACAGCGGAAAACAGAGCUCAACACAACAGUCAGCAGACAUACUCGUGCAGCAGUGAUGGGACGAUUCUGCAGUGGGACUCAGCCAGUCUCAAAGUGAAGCGAAACCUCCACCUCAGCUGUGACUUUCUCUCCUCCAUUCAGAUCUACGAUGGUACACUGUGGUGCUGCUGCGGGGACAGCAUUGUGGAACUGAGAAAGAGUGGGACUGUACAAAGAAGGUUGGAAAUUCCUGAUGACCUCAAGAGCAUGUCCAGUAGUUUCAGCUCUUUCGUUUUCAUCCCAGAGCGAGGUGAGUUGUGGACAGGCUUUGCAGACUCUGGGGAGCUGUGUCUCUGGCAAACUAACAACCGCAGAAGUCCCUUUAAGAAGAUCAUCCCAGACUGUCCAGGUGUCACCUGUAUGAUUCGAGUCAAGGACCAGCUGUGGGUGGGCUGUCGUGGUGGGAACAGUGUUGAGGGUCAGCGGAGAAGUCAGGUAUUGGUGAUCGACUCGGAGAGCCAAAGUGUGACAAAGGAGCUGCAGGCCCAUUCAGACAGCAUCCAGACGCUCUGCUCGGCUGAGGAUCGCUACGUCCUGAGCGGCUCUGCGUGUCACGAUGGAAAGAUUGCCAUCUGGAAAGUUGAGUAGAGAACAGGAACAUAGAAAGCAGAAAUGAUGCAGAGGUGCCACUUAAAAGGACACAAACGAGACAUUCCAGGUAUUUGAAUGUGACAAUGAGAUCAUUCUCAUGGAGCUUGUAACCAUAUUUGAAUGGUAAUGAAAUAAUUUAUCUGGUAGAUAAGAUGAUUAAAAAUGCCAAAGGCAGCCUAUCAAAGCGACUUUUUGACACUUUUGUGGAUACCAGAGCCCUUCAUCAAAAUAUGAAUGUACAUGACUGACAUUAAGUUUCUGACACUGGACCUUGAUGAUGAUAUAAACCUUCUACACAAGAGAUAUGUAAAAAAAAAAGAUUUUUGUUGUACAAAUGUGAUUUAGUCUAGAUUUCAACAGAAAUUAUUAAGAUUUCAAAAUAUUGUUGUCAUCAUGUUUUGUGACAAGCCUUGAUAAUAAACAAACGUAACAAGA
Labrus bergylta (ballan wrasse) is the source of this 4409-nucleotide messenger RNA. Its product is annotated as DENN domain-containing protein 3-like. Lineage: Eukaryota; Metazoa; Chordata; Actinopteri; Labriformes; Labridae. Gene Ontology annotation, cellular component: cytoplasmic vesicle. Gene Ontology annotation, molecular function: protein binding. Gene Ontology annotation, biological process: regulation of Rab protein signal transduction. The record is from RefSeq and is a predicted model, not a curated record.